This is a messenger RNA of Ziziphus jujuba (common jujube), 1583 nucleotides long. Its product is annotated as triacylglycerol lipase 2-like. Gene Ontology annotation, biological process: lipid metabolic process. Bases 190 to 1389 code for a protein of 399 amino acids. The record is from RefSeq and is a predicted model, not a curated record. The transcript is spliced from 9 exons. Lineage: Eukaryota; Viridiplantae; Streptophyta; Magnoliopsida; Rosales; Rhamnaceae. Gene Ontology annotation, molecular function: hydrolase activity, acting on ester bonds.
GAAAACAAAGAAAUAAGGAAGAAAAGAGAUAGAAAGAGGAGAAGGGUGAAAAUUGACAAUUGUUUUGUUAUUAUAUCCUGCCCGCGUCCCUAAAAUUAAAUCCUGCCCGCGUCCCUGAAUUUGGUACAGUAUAAAAGGAUGAGGCAACAAUGAACGUUUUUGCAGUCCAGAGGUAAACGAAGCUUCUAAAUGGCUAAUAUUUCAUCAACCACUGUAUUUAUAGUGAUUUUGCUGCUAUGUGUUUCAGCAGCCGUUGCAGCAACAGCUAAGCUUCGAUCCCCUGCUGCUAAUAUCUGCAAAUCACUGGUGGAGACACAAGGCUAUAUUUGCCAAGAACAUAAAGUGACAACAAAAGAUGGCUAUGUUCUUGGGGUGCAGAGGAUUCCAAUGGGGAGGUCCGCAAAUAAGACGGCAAAUAAUAAACCCCCUGUUUUAUUACAACAUGGUCUUUUGUUGGAUGCUGCAACAUGGUUGCUGGGUUCCCCUGAUGAAGCUUUGGGGUUUAUAUUGGCGGAUCAUGGAUUUGAUGUUUGGCUUUCCAACACUCGAGGGACAGCUUCGAGCCGCGGUCAUGCUUGGCUUAAUCCUCAAGAUCCGGAAUAUUGGGAAUGGUCAUGGGAUGAACUUGCUGAAUAUGAACUUCCAGCGUUGUUUGAGUAUGUGUACCAUCAAACAGGGCAAAAACUUUAUUACGUUGGGCAUUCCUUGGGAACUUUGAAUGCUUUUGUUGCCUUGUCUAAAGGCAAGCUCGUAAAUAUGCUAAGAUCAGCUGCUAUGCUAACUCCAGUCGCUUAUCUGGGUCAGAUGACUUCACCGGCUUUUAGAAGUAUUGCUGAACUAUUUUUAUCUGAAAAACUAUACUCGUUAGGUGUUCGAGAGUUUAUUCUAAAGGGGCAGGAUGUGGCCAAACUUCUGCAGUUUGUAUGUUUAAAAGCGGAAAUUAACUGCUCAGACACAUUUACUGUUAUAACAGGCCCAAAUUGCUGCAUCAAAAAAUCGACCGUGGAUUCUUUUCUUGGUAUCGAACCCCAGUCAACUGCAACUAAGAACGUGAUUCACUUGAGCCAGAUGAUAAGAAGGGGAACCUUAACAAAGUAUGAUUAUGGUAAUGUGUAUGAGAAUGUGAAAAGUUAUGGGCAGAUUACUCCUCCUGCGUACAACGUAAAAAGCAUUCCGAAAGAUGUACCUCUUCUCCUCAGCUAUGGAGGAAAGGAUACACUUACUGUUGUUAAUGACGUGAAGAUUUUGCUCGAAGACCUCAGAGAUCAUAAAGCAGAUAAGCUGGUUUUACAGUACAGGGAUGACUAUGCUCAUUUUGAUUUCAUUGUUGGUUACAAUGCUAAUAAACUUGUGUAUGAUCCUCUAAUAGCUUUCUUCAUGCUUCAUUGAUAAGUUUCUUAGACAAUUUUAUUUUUAUUUAUUUUUAUUUUUUUGGGGAUAUUGGGGUGAGGGAUUCAUUAUACCACUGGCAGAAACAACUCCAAAAUUUUGUUGUUUUUAUACUGUACAAUUUUUUUUGGUGGCCUUCUGGCAAAAUCAUGUUGCAAAAUAAUGGUAUGCAGGUGGAUGUCGGUUCUUCUAUA